AUGCAAAUAAGCGAAGCGGCAGGCGGGGUGCCGGCCCUGGGGGCGGAACCGUGUAGGUUCCCAAAGCUAGAAGAAUGUGCCCAUUUUCAUUAUGAAAGGGUGCAACUGCCCCAGUUGGCCGUCACCCUGCAGACCAACAUGGACCAGUCACUGCAUUCGCAACACACUAAUGAUGAUACCGAUGUUGAGUGGUUCAUGGUUCAAGUGACAUCUGGAGAUGCGUGCUGGAUCAUUCAGAGGAAUUUCGAGAACUUCCAAAUGUUGGACGACCAGCUGCACCAAUGCAUCUUCGAUAGAAAAAUCUCCCAACUGCAGGAUCUCUCUAGUCAGUCUCCGAAUGAUGAAGAUUUGGAGACAAAACUCAUCCUCUACUUGGAGCGUUUCAGCAAGAUAGCCGACAAUUCGGUCAAUUGCGGUCCCGUGUUGAACUGGUUACAGAUGGACAACAAAGGUCACAGAUUGCUGGUACCAAGUGAAGAAAGCAGAUCGAUUAAUACUCCUGCAGUCGCAGCCGCCUAUAGUGUUCGUCGAUAUGUUUCGCAGGCUCGAGACGAAUUGAACCUAGAAGUCGGCGACAUGAUCUCAGUGAUAGACAUGGCUAGUCCAGGGGAAUCGAUGUGGUGGAGGGGGAAACGGGGAUUUCAAGUGGGGUUUUUUCCUCAACACUGUGUUCAUAUCAUAGGAGAUAAGGUGCCCAGAAAUAUGCCUCUACCUCCGCCAGUUGUAGGGUCCUUAGCAUUAACACCGAUUAAACCAGUAUUGAGGAAACACGGUAAACUGAUCACGUUCUUUAGGAGUUUUAUUUUGAACAGGCCGUCGAGGAGGCGAUUGAAACAAUCAGGAAUAUUGAAGGAAAGGGUAUUCGGCUGCGAUCUCGGCGAACAUCUGCUCAAUUCCGGAAACGAAGUUCCGAUGGUGCUCAAGUGUUGCGCUGAGUUCAUUGAGAAGUACGGCAUCGUCGACGGAAUCUACAGGUUAUCUGGAGUUACUUCGAACAUCCAGAAGUUGCGGAACGCCUUCGAUGAAGACCGAAUUCCAAACCUGUGUACAGAAGAUAUCUUGCAAGACAUUCACUCCGUUGCAUCACUUUUGAAAAUGUAUUUUAGAGAAUUGCCAAAUCCAUUAUGCACCUACCAGCUUUACCAAAGUUUCGUGAACGCAGUACAAGGCUGCAACACAGCGAUUAGAAAUUCAGAAUCGGACCAUGACAGGCUGCUAAAAAUGCGGGAGACAGUACAGAAAUUGCCUCCGCCGCAUUACAGGACCCUGGAGUAUUUGAUGAGGCAUUUGGCGAAAGUAGCAAAACAUGGAGCUAGCACGGGAAUGACGACAAGAAACGUUGCCAUUGUAUGGGCCCCUAAUCUUUUAAGGUGCGAGGCGUUGGAAGUUGGAGGCGUAGCAGCUUUACAAGGUGUUGGAGUUCAGGCAGUCGUAACUGAAUUUCUAAUCUGUUACGCCGACUUAAUAUUCUGUGAUCAUCUACCCAACUUCGACCAACCAACGUUGACAAACGAAAACCUCUUAUCGAAGAAGUGUAGGCCAAACAGUUUGGCCAUUUCUACUCCAACAAAAUUGAUCACGUUAGAAGAAGCAAGAAAUAAACAUUUGCCAAACAAAUCCGAAGAAUGCAACUACAUCGAAGUAGGAGGAGGUCCUAAGAAUUUGCCUAAGAAGUAUCAUACUGUAAUAGAGUUACCUUCGGGAGCAAGAAAGCGGGGCCAUACAAAACGUUCACCUUUGGGCUGGAGGAUGUUCUUUUCGAAAUCCAGAAAUCAAACUCAGGGUAAUAUGUCAAAAAAUCGAAAGGCUUCCACGCCGGUUACUAUAAACGAAAAAUUCGUAACUGAAUCGGAUCUGACAGAAAUGAAACGGAAGUUAAGGUCAGUGAAAUCGGCAGAAAGCCUGACAUCCGGUCAUUCUGAACCAGCCAGCUGCGAAGAUGUUUUGGGACCACUGCAUUCACUUCAUAAACCUCCCGGCCACAACAGGUCAGUCUCACACGAUUCCUAUUUUGAUACUCUGCAGAAUUCUCAGAAUAAUUCCGAGGGUUCGCUAUUGGAUCUGAGCGAAAUCCAACUCAACUUCGAAUUGGAGGAGUCAGAAAUGAGGAUCUUUUCCGAAGACGAGAGCUUGGUUAGUUCUCCCAGAGUUCAUAGAGAGUCUCAGCGUCGUGUUCUGACCAGGGCUCGCCCAGAAGAAUACAACAGUACCACAAACUCUGUGAACCCCUCUCCAAAGAAGCAAGCUCGUGUGGUUCUAUCACCGGAAUCUCAAUCUCGGAAACGUACCCGUCUUGAAGAUCAACUCUCGGAUAUACAAUACAUCGACUGUAGUACCCCUGAUAAUGUAGUGUCAACUACGGCUGUGAUACAUACGUUUCCGGAAAGUCCAGUAGUUCAAACGAACAAACUGUUCGAUUCGUACCAACCGAAGAACAAGUCACCUAGAAAUUCUGAUAAUUUAGAAAACAAUGAUAAACGACAAUCAUUAGAUCUAGAAUCUCCAGUCAAAAAUGUCUUAACAAAUUCCUUCACAGAUCUAGACCUUAACCAACCAGGUUUAGGCCCAUACAGUUUGUUAACUAGUCCUACACCUUGCUCUCCUGGAUAUAAACAACUAGGAGACAGUAGUGCUAAUACAACUCCUGGAAUAUCACCCACUUAUGACAGCUCUCCAACAGAAAGCACUUUUCAAAAGACCGAAGUCAAAUCUCCUACAUCAAAACCUCACAAUUACGAAAACAUUAGAACUACUAUAAGUAUCACAUAUAAAUCACCACCCCGUAGUACUCCUGCAUCACCAUUGAAAGCCCCAGUUUCUAAUAUAUACGAAAAUGUUAUUAUAAACCCCGAAAAAGUUGAUAUUCCUACAUCUACAGCUUCAUUGCCUGUACAAGAGGCUAGUUUAACUGUAAACGGCGAUUACAUUUCCGAUAGACCUAAAAGUUUAAGUGCUUUGGAAGAUCUGACCCCUGGUAAUGAGUCUACUACUGUUAGGAAUAAUUUGAGUUCUAGUGCUAUUUGUAAUACCAGUGAACAAAUAUCAGUUGGCAGCUUUAAUGAUCAGAAAACCCUCAGCUCGAAUCAGUCUAGUACUUCCAAUGUACAAUAUACAGCUAGUGUUAGCUCGGCACCGUAUCAGUACAUUGAAAACACGGAACGUCUCAGUCAAAGUGACUUAAGUCUCAGCGAGGUAAUAGAAAGUUCUUUAGAUAACCUUAGUACAAGUCAAACAUCCCUUAGCUUCCCCGCAAGUCCUUCAAAAAACAGUCCUAGUCCAAAUGUCAGCCCUACCCAAGUUUACGAUUGUUCGUCAAACGAACUCUUAACUCCAGUCAGUCCUACGGAGACCAAAAACACUAGUGAAGGAAUUAGCACAGAAAAUUUAGAUAAUUUGCCAGUAGAAGCGGAGGGAUGUCCGGUUGAUACAAAUUUAAUUGAUUUCAGUCCCACCGAUGACAAUGUCGAGUUAAGUCCUAGUAGGCUGAGUAACAACGAUAAAAGAAAAUCGGAUGAAACUGAACUGAUGGACGAUAGCUCCAUAUAUCAACAAGUCAAAUACUUUAGACGAUCUAUACACGAAGUCAAUGCUCUUCUAGAGUUAGAAAACGGGUCUAAUGAUGAUUACGAAACGGUGAUAGUAAAAGAUUCUAAAAUAGAAUUAAAUAAUGACGAAGGAAAAGAUGAAGAAUCAAAGGUUAAGGAACCUAUUGUGAAAAAUGAAUGUGUGGAUGAAAGUUACGACUCUUUAGAAUCAGAAAAUGUACAUGUCUAUGAAAAUAUCGAGGGUGAAAGUAUGAAAGGUGAAAUUGUGUACGAAAAUGUAGAGGUUAAGACUGAUAAAGAAGAGGAGGAACCUGAAGAAAACGUAAACUGUACAGUUGUAGAAGAUAAGAAAGACGAGGUAGCUGUAGAUAGUACUGUGCCUAGUGAAAACCCAGUAUUACCUUUAGAAGAAUCUGAUGAUAGUACAAAUAUCUCCAACUGUCAUAGGUUAAUGAAGUUCUACGAAAAAGACAGCCUUCCACCUUGUUUGCGCGCCAGAAAUCUGAAGCACCAACUAAAAACACGUUCCCUGGACGAAGACGAGUUCGAAAAAGAAUUCGGGAUGAAUUCUAUAGGAGAUAGAAGGACUUCGUUCGACGAACAUCUUGGCUACAAAACCAACUCUCUGGGCUACAAGACCAAUUCUUUACCUAAAACGCUUAACCAACCCAAAUCCCUACCGCUGGAUGACGGUAAGGUGAACUCUUUGCAUCUGGCCCAUAGCUCGGAGAAUAUCAAUAGCAAUUUAAGUGAAGAGGAGCAGCAGAAAAAGAGGGAGCGCAUCGAAAGGUACAAAGAAGAAAGGAGGAAAAUUCUGCAAGAUAGAUUCAGGUCAGAAUCAUUCAAAGAAGACAAGGAAGUCCUUCUCACUCGUCUGCGAAUAUACAAACCCAGGGAGGACCCUCCCGAAGUUACAAAAGUUCCAGAAGCGGAUCGACUUCCUCGUAGUCGUAGGCGUAGUUCGCGUAGCGAAGACAGUGAUACUCAGGAACCAACUACAAAAUUAGAAGAUACUUCUAAGCAAGAUGUAGAAAAUAUUAAGCCGGUUUUACGGCUAGACGAAACUUCUAAGUUGUCUCUAAGGCUGGAAGAAACUAAUAAACAAAAGGAAAAUUUAAACGAACCGGUUACUCCGCCUAUCGAGAAACCUAAAGCAAUAAAAGAUAGUUUAAAAUCUAGGGCUGCGAUUUUCGAACAAAAUUCUCAAAAGGCGGUUCCUCCUUCUAGCUUAAUUAUAAACAAAACUAGACCUUUAAAACAGACUGAUUCUUACGCCAAAAAUGUACAAGAUAGUCGAGAGAAAACUAGUAGUUUAUUAGACAGUCGGGACAAGCCGUACAAUUCUUUGGAGAAUCGUGAAAAAACAUAUGGCAGGAUAGAUAAGAAGGAGAGCUUGGAUGAGGAAUUAAAGGAUUUAGAUUUUAUUAGAAAUAAAAGACGGGAUAUGGAUGUUUUAAGAGAGAAGAGGCAUACUUUUGAUAGUAGGGAGCGGGAAACGGAAGCAGACAGGCUUCGAAGGAUUAGUUUAGAUAGUAGAAGUCCCAG
Molecule: messenger RNA, 5090 nt
Organism: Diabrotica balteata
Lineage: Eukaryota; Metazoa; Arthropoda; Insecta; Coleoptera; Chrysomelidae
Source: the annotation of a GenBank genome assembly